This is a messenger RNA of Brienomyrus brachyistius, 7626 nucleotides long. RefSeq names its product phosphatidylinositol 4,5-bisphosphate 3-kinase catalytic subunit alpha isoform-like. Gene Ontology annotation, cellular component: phosphatidylinositol 3-kinase complex, class IA; phosphatidylinositol 3-kinase complex, class IB; cytoplasm. The record is from RefSeq and is a predicted model, not a curated record. Gene Ontology annotation, molecular function: 1-phosphatidylinositol-3-kinase activity; 1-phosphatidylinositol-4-phosphate 3-kinase activity. The transcript has 22 exons. Bases 3294 to 6500 code for a protein of 1068 amino acids. Gene Ontology annotation, biological process: phosphatidylinositol-mediated signaling; phosphatidylinositol-3-phosphate biosynthetic process; phosphatidylinositol 3-kinase/protein kinase B signal transduction. NCBI's taxonomy places the organism in Eukaryota, Metazoa, Chordata, Actinopteri, Osteoglossiformes, Mormyridae.
AUCAUACUCACGCGACAACGUUUUAGGGCUGGAAAAAGCAUACAAACAAAUCGCAUGUUUGUUAUUUUUGUUUGCGGUUGCUGUUCAGUUGCUUGUUUGGGUAGCUGACGAUGACCUUGUUACAGAUAACUUGCCAGUGAUAUUCACUUAUAAGUGUUCAGUGAAAUAUUAGAUUGGCUAUUUAAUAAAAAUAUUCGUGCAAAUCUGAUCAUUCAGCAUGCCCACGUGAAAAAACAGCGAAUGUUUUUUCGCCAUAUUUCUGUUCGAGAAAAACAAUAGUUGUGGUUGCUAUGGAGAAGCUGCGGCUGUCAAACCGGGGGUAGGCCGAAGCCUCGGAUUGGAGUUUCCUCAGUGGAACGAAAAGGCUGCGCUGACCGGGGCAAAUUUCGUAAAUAAAAGCGAAAGUGGGAAAAGCGCAACUACGUGAAGAUCAUAAGACAAUGUGGAUGUUUUGGUCAGAGUUAGAAAAUGACGCCGUAGCGCGACAUUUCCAAAAUGUAGUAGAGAUUUUUGGUGGUUCGAAAUAGGAAGAAACCACCAUUCCUUAAUGAAGCUCGGACCAUUUGCCCAAGGUAAGCUAGUCAGGUGUCUGACAAAGUUCAUGCACUGUUGUUAACUUAGAAGCAAGUGUCUGUAACCAAGUAGGCCUAGUUGCAGUUCCCAAAACUGGCAUUUCUGUUCUGAUUUUGAGUAGGACAAUUAUUAUGAAUUGUUGCAUUCAGAAUAUUUAGUCCAGUUAUACAAUGCUAUUUUUUCUUUUUAUUAAGGUUCUCUGAGGUCGAAAAUGCAGACAUUUUUUGUGUGUUUUAUAUCCUGAAUAUUGUAAUCUCAUGCGAACAUUACUUCAGAUAGAUAUUGUCAUAGAAAGUGACAACCUUUCUAUUUUUGUUAUUAUGGAAGUGUUGUAAUCACUUUGGAUAUUAGAUGAUUGUGCUCAUCUUUCUUAUGCCGAAUUAGUCACUUAAUUUUAAGCUUAAAGGCCACAUAUUUCGCUGUUAAUUGGUAUAAGCCACCGAGUGACCACAGUCACUUUUCACCUCAGAUAAAUAGUGCAUGAAUGCCCAGUGCAUUUUUAAUGUUUGAUUUUAUUAUUUUUUAAUUUACUUUGUGUAGUGUUAUCUUGAGAUGAAUAGAGUUUACACCUGCAGUGUCCUUGCAUUUAAUGCAGGUCAGACACAAAACGAUUGCUCGGGGAAGUCUGGAAGACUUUCUCCUUGUCACACACAUGAAUGACUUGUGUUGGGCAAUAACGAUAUUGUGUAGUUACUGGCAAUGGGGGAGAGACAGGACGAGUAGCAGCUAAUACCCAUGGUUACUUUCCCAAAAUUCUGCAAGAAAGUGGAAAGAAAAUGCUGAAGGCAGACACAGGUACAAACAAAUAAAAAUCGGAUGACAAUCGGCUUCAGAAAGAACAGGUUAUUUUACUAGAUCCUCAUUUCAGCCGGAUAUUUGAUUCACCCCUUCUUCAGCAAUACAGUUCCAUGUGUUUUUCUGCUUGCCAGCAGAAUGCAAAUAUUAUGUGACCGGCACAUCACUGUCAACCUCUUUCCAGCCAGUAAAAUUUUCUUUUUACCAACUGUUAAGCUUGUAACUAUUGUCUAAAAUGAAAGCACUGGGGUACAUGGACAGAUCUAUACAAAAGGUCUGAUGCCACCUGAAACAGAAACUUCACCACCUCCCUAAUGAUUUGACACAAUGUUCCAAGAGCAUAUAAUAGUCAUAGUUGGCAUGCAGCAGUAUUUGAUAUUUUAGUAUCCAGAGAAACAGGUGUAUUCUGGGAGUGUGAAUAAAAUUGAAAUUAAUCUCCUGGUCCUUCAGGCUAAUUGACGGUAACUUAACUCAAGCCAUGGAUGUGUUAAUGUCUUUUCUGUAAUAUAUCUUAGCCUCUGUGCAUCUGCUGUACAUAGUACCUUAUAAGGACUGUUUCCAGUGUUGCUUGCUAUAAUGUCCUGUAAUUAAAUAUGAAUGAAUACAAUUGUGUAUAAAAUAAGGAGGAGUUUUCUCCAGAGAUAAAUAGUGGUGUCACUCCUGUCAUGCAGUGCUGCAUUGAUUGGAAAGUCUUUUGUCAGUUGUGGUAGUUAAUGCUAAGAUAUUGAGGCGUUAGCAAAGAGUAUAUCACUGAUGCAGCUUUGCAUUACUUCUGCAUUUAAACCUAAACAUUUAACAGAGACCUUCCUAGGAAGUAAAUAUGGUUAAGGUAAAGUAACUUAAACAGCUUACGACGUUUCCCCUCUUAUUAAGCUGGAUAUUUGUACAAUGCAGAUUGGUUUAGAUGGCACGCUCAUUUGUGAAACAGCAGGACUUUUCCUGUUUUUUCACACUUUUGCUGGGAACCCCCAGAAUAAGGACCUAAAAUGAGAAGCUGCAGAGACCUGGAAUAUGAAAUUUAGCAGAGGGUGAAUCCAAAGUGAUUUAUUACAGGAAAUCAGAAUGAAAACCCACAGCAUUUUUAUGGGGAAGAUGACAGCAGACUCCCUCUAGGCAUUUUAUUGAUGCAUUAAAUCUUACAAAGGGGUAAAGACACUGACUGAAAAGAAUUCAAAUAAGAAAAAAAUGGCUCAUAUCAUUUAUUAAGAUUUGCCUUCUUGCUUAAAAAUGUCCAGCAAAGUGCAGCUUGAUGUAUCAGGAAAUGUAUUUUCAUUUAUUCCAGCAAUGAUGGUAGGGUUUUGAAAUAAGCUUCCUGGUGCGUAGGCUUAGUCUUUAGAUUGCUUUGUAUCUAUAUUUCUAUCACCUCUCCUGCUUGGAUCUAGAAUUGCCACACGGCACAGGAUAUAGCUAUUAAUUAAGAGACAGAGUUAGCAUGUUCAGGUGUUGUGUGGCGUAGAUUGGGUGUGUUCAUUAAAACUCAAAAAGUAAAUAUGAAACAUAAAGAUGCUGUUUUGGCCGGCGAGAAAAGACUCUGUUGUAGGAGUCAGAAGUUAAAACAGGCCUCUGUUGUUUUUGGAUAUCCAUUCAUCUUCUGUAACCAUUUAUCAAAUACAGUGUUUCACUGAGCCUCCCCUGUACUCCUGGAAGCACAGUGUGCACCCUGGCGGGGAUGCCAGUCAGUCACAGGGGGCCAGGCACGAAGGGGAAAUUGGAGGGACCGAGUCGUCUGAAAAGCAUGUCUGCUCCACACACAGCAUGGCAGGACGGGAAUCAAAUGCACAAAUGCAGAGUCUUGGAGUUCUGACAUCACAGUGGUACCCACAAGCCACUAUGUCAUAGUGUUGUUUUAAUAUAUCAGUAUAUGCCCUUUUUUCCAGAAAGUUUAGACACUUGUUGGACAACUAAAAGUUUUCAAGGAGUGAAAAAUGCCCCCAAGGCCAUCAUCGGGGGAGCUAUGGGGUAUCCAUUUAAUGCCCCCACGGAUUCUGGUGGACUGCCUUCUGCCCAAUGGGAUGAUCGUCGCGUUGGAGUGCCUCCGAGAGGCCACGCUUAUCACCAUUAAGCAUGAACUUUUCAAAGAAGCACGGAAGUACCCUCUGCAUCACAUGAUUCAGGAGGAGACGUCCUAUAUCUUUGUCAGUGUUACCCAGGAGGCCGAAAGGGAGGAGUUUUAUGAUGAAACCAGAAGACUUUGUGAUCUCCGGCUCUUUCAGCCUUUUUUAAAAGUUAUUGAACCUGUUGGUAACAGGGAAGAGAAGAUUCUAAACAGGGAAAUUGGGUUUGCGAUCGGUAUGCCUGUAUGCGAGUUUGACUUAGUGAAGGAUCUUGAAGUCCAAGACUUCAGGAGGAACAUUCUGAAUGUUUGUAAAGAUGCAGUGGACCUCAGAGAUGCUAGCGGGCCCCACAGUCGCGCGUUAUAUGUUUACCCUCCCAACGUUGAAUCUUCAUCCGAACUUCCAAAGCACAUCUACAAUAAACUUGAUAAAGGUCAAAUAAUUGUUGUGAUUUGGGUAAUAGUCUCCCCCAACAAUGACAAGCAGAAAUAUACACUCAAAAUCAACCACGACUGUGUCCCUGAGCAAGUGAUAGCAGAAGCUAUCCGCAAGAAGACCAGGAGUAUGUUGCUGUCUCCAGAACAGCUGAAGAUGUGCGUGCAGGAGUACCAGGGCAAGUACAUCCUCAAGGUUUGUGGCUGUGAUGAGUACCUGCUGGAAAAGUACCCCCUGAGUCAAUACAAGUACAUAAGGAGCUGUAUUAUGCUGGGUCGGAUGCCAAACCUAAUGUUAAUGGCGAAAGAGAGCCUCUACUCCCAGUUACCCAUGGAUACGUUCACCAUGCCAUCCUAUGCCCGCCGCAUCUCCACUGCCACACCCUACAUGAAUGGCGAGGGCUCCUCCAAGUCUCUGUGGAGCAUCAGCAGCACCUUGAGGAUACGAAUACUCUGUGCAACAUACGUCAACGUAAACAUUCGAGACAUAGAUAAGAUUUACGUGAGGACUGGAAUAUACCACGGGGGAGAGCAGAUGUGUGACAAUGUGAACACACAGCGUGUGCCGUGUUCUAACCCGAGGUGGAAUGAGUGGCUGCAAUACGACAUGUACAUCCCCGAUAUUCCCCGUGCGGCUCGUCUCUGUCUUUCUAUCUGCUCUGUCAAAGGAAGGAAAGGGGCGAAAGAGGAGCACUGUCCACUUGCUUGGGGGAAUGUGAACCUAUUUGAUUAUACACAUACUCUUGUCUCGGGGAAAAUGGCACUCAACCUGUGGCCAGUACCUCAUGGGCUUGAAGAUCUCCUUAAUCCAAUAGGUGUCACAGGCUCCAACCCUAACAAGGAAACUCCUUGCCUUGAGCUGGAAUUUGAUUUCUUCAACUGCCCAGUGAAGUUCCCAGACAUGGCAACAGUCGAGGAACAUGCAAACUGGACCAUAUCCAGAGAGCUCGGACUCAAUUAUUGCCAGUCCGGACUGAGCAAUAGAUUGGUGCGAGAUAAUGCUCUAACAGACAAUGAUACGGAGCAGCUAUACCAGGUGUGCAACAGAGACCCUCUGUCAGAGAUCACUGAGCAGGAGAAGGAUGUCCUGUGGCGACACCGAUAUUAUUGCGUGAAUAUGCCAGAAAUUCUGCCUAAGAUCCUGCUUGCAGUAAAGUGGAACUCAAGAGAUGAAGUAGCACAGAUGUAUUGCCUUCUGAAAAACUGGCCAACAAUAAAACCAGAACAAGCCAUGGAAUUGCUGGAUUGCAACUACCCAGACCCAAUGAUCCGGGAUUUUGCUGUUAGGUGCCUUGAGAAGUAUCUGACAGAUGACAGACUCUCACAGUACCUCAUUCAGCUUGUACAGGUCCUAAAAUAUGAGCAGUACCUCGAUAAUCCACUGGUGCGAUUUCUGCUUAAAAAAGCCUUGACUAAUCAGAGGAUCGGACACUUCUUUUUUUGGCACUUGAAGUCUGAGAUGCAUAACAAAACGGUGAGCCAACGCUUUGGGCUGCUGCUGGAGUCUUACUGCAGAGCAUGUGGGAUGUACCUGAAACACCUGAGCAGACAGGUGGAGGCCAUGGAGAAGCUGAUCAACCUCACAGACAUCCUCAAGCAGGAGAAAAAAGAUGAGACACAAAAGGUACAAAUGAAGUUUUUAGUGGAACAAAUGAGAAGGCCAGACUACAUGGAUGCGCUGCAGAGCUUUACCUCCCCACUAAACCCUGCACACCAGCUAGGAAACCUACGACUUGAAGAAUGCAGGAUUAUGUCAUCUGCCAAGAGGCCCCUGUGGCUAAACUGGGGAAACCCUGAUAUCAUGUCGGAGCUUCUCUUUCAGAACAAUGAGAUCAUUUUCAAGAAUGGGGACGAUUUACGGCAAGACAUGCUAACUCUUCAGAUUAUCAGAAUAAUGGAGAACAUUUGGCAGAAUCAAGGUCUUGACCUCAGAAUGCUGCCCUACGGUUGCUUGUCAAUCGGUGACUGCGUGGGACUCAUUGAAGUGGUGAGGAAUUCCCACACCAUUAUGCAGAUCCAGUGCAAGGGUGGCCUGAAGGGGGCACUGCAGUUCAACAGCCACACUCUUCACCAGUGGCUGAAGGACAAGAAUAAAGGGGAAAUGUAUGAUCUGGCUAUUGAUUUGUUUACAAGGUCCUGCGCUGGUUAUUGUGUAGCCACCUUUAUCCUUGGGAUUGGCGACAGACACAACAGUAAUAUCAUGGUAAAGGAUGAUGGACAGCUUUUUCAUAUCGAUUUUGGACAUUUCCUGGAUCAUAAGAAGAAGAAGUUUGGCUAUAAACGAGAACGAGUGCCAUUUGUCUUAACCCAAGACUUUUUAAUAGUGAUCAGCAAAGGAACACAGGAGUGCACUAAGACCCGAGAAUUUGAGAGGUUUCAAGAGAUGUGCUACAAAGCCUACCUUGCUAUCCGACAGCAUGCAAACCUCUUCAUCAACCUCUUCUCCAUGAUGCUGGGCUCAGGCAUGCCUGAGCUACAGUCUUUUGAUGACAUUGCUUACAUCCGGAAGACCUUGGCUCUGGACAAAACAGAGCAGGAGGCUCUAGACUACUUCAUGAAGCAGAUGAACGAUGCUCAUCAUGGUGGAUGGACAACAAAGAUGGACUGGAUCUUCCACACGAUUCGACAGCAUGCUUUGAACUGAGGUACACAUGGGCAUUGGAGCAACUGGAUAUCAGAUUCCAGACAGCCGCAAACUUGUGCAUUCAGACCUGGGAAACAUCAGGUGAUGACCCAACUUUAUUGAUGAAAGAAUAUAAACAGUCUUUUUAAAAAAACCUACAGCAUCCAAAAAGCCUGUUGUCUUGGGGGGGGGGGGUUGUUAAAGAGGGUUUCUCCUCCCCCCUGUUACUUGCUGCUCCAACCUGGGGAACACCCAGGUGUAUACUGUCAUGCCCUUUUUUUAAAUAAAAUAAAAAGUAAAUGAAUUAAUAAACAAAAAAGUAACUUACCUCUAAUUUUCAGAAGGUCUGGGGGAUAUGGAUGUCUUCCUGUAAGUUUUAUGCCUUUAAAUAUGCACAGAAAAUAGAAACUGCUAAGCAAAACAGGGUAGAAUUUUGUUUGGUUCUUGUAUUGCUGGAACAGAUAUCAAAAUCCCUAAACAUGAGGUUGAUGUGCUCUGUACAAGGUGACACCCUGUGUGAGCUACUGGCAUUGCAUGCAUCGAUCCUGAGAGCAUUAAAGACUUAACACAUGGUUUUCUUUUGAGCCUAGAUUAUCAAGUCUUAGUGAAAAUGAUGAAUGCUGGAAGUGCUAUUAAAACAUGUUUGCUCUUUAGAAAAGCUUUAACUGAUUUGCAGUGAGAGUUUGUCGCAGUCCAUGUGAUGUCUUCCUGCUUCACACUAGUGCAAUGAUUUUUCAGAGACAUCACAGUUAAGCUUUGUGUCCAUUAAGUUAUGUCAGGUGUCUGUUGUGAUAAAUGAAUGUAAUGAAGCAGUUUUCUGAAUUUAUAUUUUAUUAUUAUUUUUUUGCUAAUGUGCAUGUAAAGUACAGAGACAUAAAUUUGCAAAAAAGCUGGAUUUUUGGGUUACAUUUUGUCAGGGAAUUCUGAAUUUUUCUUACAGGUUAUGUUUAAACUAUUGGUACUGAUUUUCUUCCAAUAUUAUCAGUUUUACAGUACUGCCUCACUUUAAAUCCUUCAUUUUUUAUCAUUUUGUUUAGUAGCUCUUCAGAUACAUUGAAGAUUAUUCAUGUACAAAGAGCAGUCUCGUGUCUUGGCAGGAAGGGAAGCCCGUGUAUUGACUGAAAUAAUAAAUCCUCUUGUAUAAAGA